CCAUCAUCCCCUCCUUUUAAGCCACCCUAAUACAUAUCACAUACAUGCAUACAUCAACACUUGUUACCUAGAUAUAAAUACCAUGGCCCAGUUCCGUCCAAGACAGGCUCCUGAGCCACUCCCAGAAACACCAAACCCCCCAACCCUCACCUCCUUGUCCCAGCAACUGAUCCGGGAGCACCAAUUUCUAGCUCACCAAGCCCAAUCAACCAACAUCCUCCGAACUGCAACCGCCGCUAGAAACCACUUGGAAGUCAUGCGGAGUUCUAACCGAUUGCUAGCUGCCCAAGACCCCCCAGCUCAGCUGGCCCCUGCCACUGUGGCAGCAAUGGAGGCAAUGUUUGCCAGGUCGGAGAGGCAACAGGAGGAACGAUUCGCCAGGUUCGAGAGGCAACAGGAGGAACGAUUUGCCAGGUUCGAGAGGCAACUCCAAGGACAAUUGGACCUAAUCACCAACCAACUUGGACUCCUCAAUCAUGAUUUAGCAUCCCUCAGACAAGGUCUCGCCAGAGCAGCUGCUCCUCAAGAUCAGCUCCCCUAAUUGUGCCUUCCUUUCCUACACUUGUGCCUUCUUGAGUUACAUAUCUGUCUGUUGCCCACCAUUAAUCUAUUUAAAUCUAUGAAUGCAACACACAUCGUGAUCAUCCCCA
Molecule: messenger RNA, 650 nt
Organism: Puccinia graminis f. sp. tritici CRL 75-36-700-3
Lineage: Eukaryota; Fungi; Basidiomycota; Pucciniomycetes; Pucciniales; Pucciniaceae
Exons: 3
Coding region: 83-541 (152 amino acids)
Source: RefSeq, a predicted model, not a curated record